AUGAACACCCUUACCUCGCUCUUCCUUAUCUGUUUCCUCCUCAUUGUUGCAUUCCAACAUGUGGAAUGCUCGACAGAAGGUGCCGAUACCUAUCUUCCAAGAACGGCCGUUGCUGUUCCUCUCACAUACGCAGCAGCUCCAAUCACGUAUGCUGCUCCUCUUGCCUAUGCUCCACCACCUGUAACCUAUGCAGCUCCCGUUGCCUAUGCACCACCGUGUCCACCUCCAGUAGCUGCUCCAUUGCCAGCUCCUGUCACUUAUGCAGCUCCUUAUGCUUAUGGAGGAGUGUAUGCAGCACCUUAUGCCGCACCGUAUGCAGCACCGUAUGCAGCUCCUUAUGUAGCACCUUAUGCAGCACCUGCUGUGGCAGCAACUCCAGUGAUUGUUGCAACGGCAGCAAAACCAUGUUAA
Molecule: messenger RNA, 411 nt
Organism: Naegleria lovaniensis
Lineage: Eukaryota; Heterolobosea; Eutetramitea; Acrasida; Naegleriidae
Exons: 1
Coding region: 1-411 (136 amino acids)
Source: RefSeq, a predicted model, not a curated record